UUCUCUUCGUCAAACUCUAUCUGCGUCUGCCGUAGCAAUUCUAGAGAGAGAGAAAGAGAGAGCAAAGCUAAAAGAGAUGUUUCCGAAGCUUAUCACCUUCUUCAUGGUUGCUCUCAUCCUCUUCUCCACCAUAUCCCAUGCUGCGUCCCGACCCGAACCUGCUUUCCGUGAAGUCGAUUCUCAGCACGAGGGUGUUGAAAAUGAGAAGGCUAUGGAGAUCGAUGACUCAUGUGAGGGAAUUGGAGAAGAUGAAUGCUUGAUGAGAAGGACACUUGCAGCUCACAUUGAUUACCUCUACACCCAGAAACAGAAGCAUUAAUAGAUAUAUACUCUAGGAAAAUAAAUUUGUGGUACACUUUUUUUUCUAUAUUUUUUACUUUUCAUAUAUACAAAAUAUAGAGUUUCACUGGUUCGUCUAUAUCAGAAUCUGUUCACUGAGAUUUUACUAGAGCAAGUAUAUUUUCUCCGCUUUUCGUCAGGCGCUAUUGGAUCUGGGGAAGUCUGUAAUACAUUCAUAUACGUGAUACCUGUCACAUUUUGAAGGUCUCACACGUAUGAGUUUCGCAUGUAUCGGUUCAUGAAAAAUUAAUGGUAUUACAUAUAUGUUUGUAUUAUCGAA
This is a messenger RNA of Punica granatum (pomegranate), 619 nucleotides long. NCBI's taxonomy places the organism in Eukaryota, Viridiplantae, Streptophyta, Magnoliopsida, Myrtales, Lythraceae. The record is from RefSeq and is a predicted model, not a curated record.